ACUGGAAUGUGUGUACCGCAAUUUUGACACAUGCAAAUACUGGCGAUAGUUCGAUUGAGUUCGGAAUGUGAAUGUACACGCGUUUACCAACUCGCACUUUUUCUCGCAACUAUUUUCGUGUCUGCAGUAUAGAUAUAGGUCAGAAAAAAAGAUGGGCGAAGGGAAUCUUAUCGAACAAUUUGUUGCACUCGGCAUGAGUGAAACGAAGGCAAAAGAAACGCUUAAAAAUGCAAAUGUUACAAAGAAUCUGUCGGCGGCAUUGAAUGAAUGCAAAGAUGCACCAAUACCCGAAGGUGCCGGAAUGCUGUUAUAUCAUCUGGCCUCAAAAAUUAAGGCACAAAUCAUUCAUCACUUGCCAUUACUCGUGAAAUACGUUGUAUCGCUAAAAUUGGAUACCACCGUUCGAGUUGAUGCGGCACUUGAUUACGUAUUGAAAAAUGGUUUGCAAGCAAGCGAAAUCAAUACGGCUGAACUUGAAAAACAUUGUGGCGUUGGAAUCGUUGUCACACCCGAGGAAAUCGAGCGUCAUGUUGAAGCGUCGAUUGCACGGAACAAGGACUCCCUUUUGGAACAACGGUAUCGCUUCAAUGUGUUCAAAAUAAUGCAAGAGGUUCGUGAGCAUUUGCCGUGGGCCGAUGGGAAACAAGUGAAAAAUGAGGUGGAUGUGCAAAUUUUCGACUUGUUGGGCGAGAAAACGGCCGCUGAUUUGGCACCACCGCCAAAGAAACAAAAAGAAAAGAAACCAGCGGAGAAUGCCGGCGCCAAAACCGAUAAGCAAACCAAGGGUGAAGACACGUCGAAAGUCAGCGAUGGUGCUGGUUCAAUUGCUGAACUGAUGAAAACCAAGGUACAUUUCCAUGUUCCGGGUGAAAAUUACAAAACUGAUGGUUAUGUUGUGACACCAAACACGGAGCGUUUGCUGAAAGAGCAUCUUAAAAUAACGGGCGGACGCGUGCGUACACGUUUUCCACCGGAGCCAAACGGUAUUUUGCACAUUGGUCACGCCAAAGCGAUUAACAUCAACUUUGGAUAUGCUCAAGCUCACAAUGGAACUUGCUACUUGCGUUACGAUGACACGAAUCCCGAAAAGGAGGAAGAGAAAUUCUUCGUUGCCAUCAAAGAUAUGGUCGAAUGGCUAGGCUACAAACCCGACAAAAUCACUCAUUCGUCGGACUAUUUUCAGCAACUCUACGAAUGGGCUAUCGUUUUGAUCAAAAAAGGCUUCGCGUAUGUUUGUCAUCAAACCGCUGAUGAAAUGAAGGGAUUUAUUAAUCCGAAACCAUCCCAAUGGCGUGACCGUCCGAUUGAAGAGAAUUUACAACUCUUUGAAGAUAUGAAAAAUGGUAAAAUCGACGAGGGACUUGCCACGCUUCGCAUGAAGAUCACGCUGGAAGAGGGCAAAAUGGAUCCAGUCGCAUAUCGUAUCAAAUUUAUUCCACAUCAUCGUACUGGUAACGAUUGGUGCAUUUAUCCCACGUACGACUUCACGCAUUGUCUUUGCGACAGCAUUGAAAAUAUCACGCAUUCGUUGUGCACCAAGGAGUUCCAAUCACGUCGAUCGUCAUACUAUUGGUUGUGCAACGCUCUCGAUAUCUACUGCCCCGUCCAAUGGGAAUACGGUCGAUUGAAUGUAAACUACACGGUGGUUUCCAAACGUAAAAUUGCUAAAUUGAUUACAGACAAAAUUGUCAACGAUUGGGAUGAUCCACGUUUGUUCACACUGACCGCAUUACGAAGAAGAGGCUUCCCAGCUGAGGCAAUCAAUAAUUUCUGCGCGCUGGUAGGUGUUACAGGGGCCCAAGGUACAAUCGAUCCAUCAAUGAUUGAAGCUACCGUUCGCAACUACUUAAACACAACGGCACCGCGUCGUUUGGUCGUGUUGGAGCCACUUAAAGUGACACUCACCAAUUUCCCAUUCAACAAACCACAAUCCAUCACCGUUCCAAACUUCCCGAACGAUGCAAGCAAAGGCACACACCAAGUCACUUUCGACAAGGUAAUUUACAUCGAACGAACCGAUUUCAAGGAGAACCCAGAAAAGGGCUAUCAUCGUUUGUCAUCAGAACAAGCAGUCGGUUUGCGUCAUGCUGGUUACGUAAUUCGUGUGACCGAAUUGAAGAAGGAUGCUGAAGGCCAAGUUCAAGAAUUGAUUUGCACUUGUGAGAGCUCAGAGAAAGCGGCCAAACCAAGGGCAUUCAUUCAAUGGGUGUCGCAACCAAAAGAGAUCGAAGUACGUCUGUACGAGCAACUAUUUUUGCAUAAAAAUCCAGAAGAUACGAAUGAGGUACCCAACGGAUACCUGUCCGAUUGCAACCCGAAUUCAUUGAAGAUCGUCACUUCGUAUACGGAUGCAUCACUGUUGGACAAUUUAAAAGUCUACGAUCGAUUUCAAUUCGAGCGAAUUGGCUUCUUCAGCGUUGAUCCUGAAACCAUAAAUUCACGUGCCGUUUUCAAUCGGACUGUUACGUUGAAAGAAGAUGCCGGUAAAUGAUUUUUGCAUCGAAACAGAACUCUCAUUUAAUUGAUAUGCCAGUUGAAUACAAAUUUUUUUUCUAAUGAAUCAAAUAAAAAUAUUCAAUUUUA
Molecule: messenger RNA, 2583 nt
Organism: Sitodiplosis mosellana (orange wheat blossom midge)
Lineage: Eukaryota; Metazoa; Arthropoda; Insecta; Diptera; Cecidomyiidae
Gene: GlnRS
Product: probable glutamine--tRNA ligase
Exons: 3
Coding region: 152-2491 (779 amino acids)
Biological process (GO): glutaminyl-tRNA aminoacylation; translation
Cellular component (GO): cytosol; cytoplasm; aminoacyl-tRNA synthetase multienzyme complex
Molecular function (GO): ATP binding; glutamine-tRNA ligase activity
Source: RefSeq, a predicted model, not a curated record